AUGGAUCAUUACAAGAUUCUAGGCUUGCACCGAACCGCGACCAAGGAGGAAAUCAAAGCCGCGUUCAAGAAACUAGCGUUUCAGUUCCACCCGGACAUGCAUUCCCAAUCGCCGAGGACCGUUAGGGAAAACGCUACAAUUCGAUUCAAGCAGGUAUCCGAGGCCUACGAGGUCCUCAUGGACGAUCGCAAGCGCGCCAACUACAACUUCCGGCGGAGCUCCGGUUCCGGCGGCGGAAACAACCACUAUUCCCAGUAUAGCUACGGAUACAGUAGGAGCGGAAGCAGGCACGAUUAUAAACCUAGGUCUGCUGGUGGUGGUGGCUUAGCUUCCAAUUUUGAACUGGCUCUUCGGAUUUUGACGGCGCGGUCUUCUAUUCUCUAUCUCGGCUUCACAGCGGCUAUAUUAGGUGGGAUAGUUGUCAUUGAUUCAAGUGGAGAAUCCUUAUGGAGAAUGAAAAAUUCUGGGAAAUCUUUUGAAGAAGCCAUGAAGUCCAUUGAGAAGGCCAAAACCUACAGAGAAGAUAACGUGAAGGAACGUCCAUGA
Sphenostylis stenocarpa is the source of this 546-nucleotide messenger RNA. Lineage: Eukaryota; Viridiplantae; Streptophyta; Magnoliopsida; Fabales; Fabaceae. The record is from the annotation of a GenBank genome assembly.